AUGGAUUCGGAGUCGGACUUCGCCCUCUUCGCCGCCAUUCCCUGGUGGGCCCAGCACCUCCGUAGGCCCCGCAUCGUCACGGGGCAGCCACGAAGCCGGCAGCCGAAGAGCAACGCCGAGGACACCCUCUUCGCAGAGACCUUGAAGUCGCAGACCGCGAUCUCGGCCAUGCUGGAGGUAUACGAGGACUUACCCUCGCCCAACGAGCGUAUAGAUCACAUCAAAGCGUUCCUGACGCUGGGAGCCGGUCUUAAUGGCCAUCCCGGCGUGUGUCAUGGCGGACUGGUGAUGGCGAUCCUCGACGAGGUCAUUGGUAUGCUCAUACCCAUCAACCAGAAGCGUAAAUCAAUUCCCAAGACUGUGUAUAUGACGGCCUACCUGAACACGACUUUCCUGAAGCCGGUGCCGACUUCGGCUACCAUUCUCGCACGGGCGACCAUCACCAGAGUUGAGGGGAGGAAGUACUUCUCUGAGGGGUCGAUCGAGAAUGAAAAGGGGGUUAUACUGGCUCGAGGCGAAGCACUGUUCGUCGGAUUGAAGAGUGCGCUCUGA
Messenger RNA from Anthostomella pinea, 552 nucleotides. The record is from the annotation of a GenBank genome assembly. NCBI's taxonomy places the organism in Eukaryota, Fungi, Ascomycota, Sordariomycetes, Xylariales, Xylariaceae.